CACAAGAAGCCCAGCCCAAGAAAAAAGCCCAUGAUACUGCUUCGUCUUUCUCCCUCGCACUCUCAGUAUCCGAACACAGUUUCCCACUGCAAUUCUUCGAAGGUGGGUAGAUUGGUUGGAAUGGUGUGUACUAGUGACAUGGAGCAAAAGCAGAAAGAACCAUUUAGGGAAGCAUCCGAAGAAGUAUCUCGCGAGUUCAAAACCCUAAUCGACUCUCAACAUUUGGAUUCCCUCAAGCAAAUGCAGAAUCUCAUAUUGGGAAGGUUACAAGAUAGCAAUGCUGUACUAUCACAUUUUAACGAGUACUCUGAAAACUGCUUUGCGGAGGUUUCUGGAGAUUUUUCCAGAAAUACAAAAGUAUUGAAGUCUAUGAAAACAGAUCUUGACUAUGUUUUUCUAAAGCUAAGGAGCAUGAAGUCGAGAAUUUUAUCUACCUAUCCAGAUGCGUUUCCAAAUGAUUUGGAAAGAAGAGUACUCGACUGUAGACCAGACUUGGAAACACCUCAUUAACGGUGGGCUGCAGUCCUAGACUACAUGUUAUGAUAAGACACCCCUUGGAUUAUGAAUUUGUUUUUUUUUUUGCCUUUUUAUUUUCAAAUAUUUAAUUUCAAAUUUAUAAUAAACUUCAAAUUUAAAUAAGUUUAAUUGGAUUAUGUUUGGUUGGAUCACGUACACUUGAAUUUACAAAUCUCUUUUCUAUAUAA
Messenger RNA from Humulus lupulus (European hop), 704 nucleotides. RefSeq names its product kxDL motif-containing protein LO9-177-like. The coding region runs from base 31 to 510 and encodes 159 amino acids. The transcript is spliced from 3 exons. NCBI's taxonomy places the organism in Eukaryota, Viridiplantae, Streptophyta, Magnoliopsida, Rosales, Cannabaceae. Gene Ontology annotation, cellular component: BORC complex. Gene Ontology annotation, biological process: lysosome localization. The record is from RefSeq and is a predicted model, not a curated record.